This is a messenger RNA of Theileria orientalis strain Shintoku, 1986 nucleotides long. RefSeq lists its product as uncharacterized. Gene Ontology annotation, molecular function: metal ion binding. Bases 1 to 1986 code for a protein of 661 amino acids. Lineage: Eukaryota; Apicomplexa; Aconoidasida; Piroplasmida; Theileriidae. The record is from RefSeq and is a predicted model, not a curated record. The transcript has a single exon.
AUGUCUGGACUGGGCCUCAUCAAGUGCUCGAGCAUGGAGGAGUGCUCUCCCAAGGAGAGCUACUUUAUCAAGAAGAAUCACAGCACGAACGACGUGCCGAGUUUGCACUUGAACCGGAACUUAAAGGGCAACUUAAACAAGACUGCCUAUCAGCCCUUCAUUCCGGGCUACCCCAAAAUCAACAACCUGCACAUCAGCGGCCCUAGCAACGGUUCUGGCGCUGGCGUCUCCGGUGGUGGUCGGGAGUUCGGCAGACUCGACUUGGGGAAGACUCUGAACCAUAUCGAAUUCAGUCCUUGGCGGCCUUUCCUCGGGAACUCUCUGGAUCACAAUUACUUUAACAAGCACGGCAGCCACAACCUCAAGGGCAGCUAUAAGGACGGUGUUCAUGUUACCGGCAACAGCAAUGGCGGAGAGAAAGGGCUCAAUGGCGUUGCCAAUUCUGGCUCUUACAGGGACAACUCUGCUGCUGAGCAUGCUAAUGGCGAGUCUAAGGCUCCCAGGGCAUCCAAGUCCGAGUCUGAGCACGUGUGCCUUUCCGGGAAGGACCUGGAGGAGUUCCGCACUCGGCAGUGCCCUCUUUACGCCAAGGGCAUGUGUCUGAACUCCAGCAAGUGCAGCCUCAGUCACUCUGAGACCUGGCCCCGCAGGAACCCUAUUCUUUUCAAGUACGACUACAAGCUCUGCCCCAACAUUCAAUUUUCUCGUCACGACAACAAGAUGCAGUUGCACGGCAAGUGCAGCUUUGGGCGCCGGUGUCGCUUCAGUCACUCUAAGGAGGAGCAGCUGUACCAUCCUGAGCUGUACAAGACUCGCUACUGCCUCAACUUCCCCAACUGCAAGGGCUAUUACUGUCCAUUUGCUCACUCCAAGGAGGAGCUUAGGAACUUUCAACCCUCAGGCAACGGCUCCGGCAACCAAAGUGCCCCGAACGGCAGCCUCAACAACACCAUUACAAUAAACGGCAACGGCAAUAACAAUGGCAGACCUGAUGGCGGCAAUGGGAACAGUAGACUUGAUGGCGGCAGUAACACUAACAACGGAAACGGUAACAGCAACAGCCACAACCAGAACAACCACACCAACAUUAGCAACGGCGGUGGUGGCCUCGUCAUCGGUGGCGACUUAAAGGGCCCUGUAAACUCUCCCUCCAAUGGCACCGUCAGUGCCGUGCGAGUGAAGCACAGAGCCCAGAGGGACAACGCCGGCGCCCUCAGGGGCAACGACAUGGGCGUCACCUCCUACCAUGUAAUCGAGGGGGAAAACUCCCUCUUCAGGCUCCAGAGCCACAACGAGGAUCUCAACACAACCGGUGGCCCUGACGCGAACAGGGACUCUGACAACUCCCUCAGGCUCCGCGAUGAGUGGAACGGCAACUACCGUGGAAGGGACGAGUGGACCCCCGGCCUCAAGGGCAAGAACGACGACGUUCUCAGCAACACCACCAGCGCCUAUAGCAACUACAACGUUGAGGACCUUGACAUCGACCUUUCUUCGACCUACGACGCUCUCAGCUAUAACAGCCACAACGCACCGGAAGCCUACAAGAACUACAACUAUAACACUUCCGAGGCCUUCAAGAACCAUACUGGCCAAAAGCUGUUGAAUGAGGACCUCGACCGUCAGCUUAAUCAUGGGCUCGAGGACAAGCAGCGCAGCCCUCGCGCCCCGGGCGACGUCCUCUGCUCCCCUAGCGCCAACGUCGCCGGUGAGGACCUCGGUUUCGACAAGCAGGACGAAGAUGACUACAACUGGUUCGAGUCUCUCAUAAAGAACGGCCUCCACUCUCUCGAGGACACUCCUCAGACCGGCUCCAAGGGCUGGAUGGGCGACGACGACCUGCACGACGUUUUCAACGACCUGCGCGACUGCGCCGUCGACAACAACUGCCCCUUUUGCUCCGGCAAGGGCGAUUACAAGUUUGCAGACUCCGAGAAGAUGUUAAAGCUCUCCGAAGACUUGUUCAAGCCCUGGUCCGGUGCGUAG